Molecule: messenger RNA, 495 nt
Organism: Physeter macrocephalus (sperm whale)
Lineage: Eukaryota; Metazoa; Chordata; Mammalia; Artiodactyla; Physeteridae
Gene: C18H3orf22
Product: chromosome 18 C3orf22 homolog
Source: RefSeq, a predicted model, not a curated record
GAAGGGCGAACCCCAGCUUAGCCCCCUUCUGCGAUGGACGUGAAGGCCCCCAAGGGGUCCCACCAGGGUAAGAAGAGUAAGAACAGGACCGAGGAGAAGUUUGCCAGGAACUUUCCGUACAGGUUUUCCUGGCUGACGGAGACCAACGCGGAGCCCCUGCAGCCCUGGGAGGUCACGAAGAUGAGCAGCUUGCUGCGGGAGCAGCUGCCCCUGCAGAAGACGUUGGUGCCCACGAGGUCCAUCCCAGUCAGAGGGCUGGGGACCCCGGAUUUCACGCCACUGUCCAGCCUCCGGCCGCCACCGUCACCACCGAGCAACGUCUGGGAGCUGGUGCUGCUGAGCCGCCGCUUCCCCGGGUCCGCGGCCCCCCCCCGGUGCCGCCCGCACCCCCGGGGGCCCCUCCUGGAGCCCGACUCUGUGCCGCCUCUCUCCCGGCCACCCGACCCCCGGGCGCUCAGGGCAGCGGCUCCGGGAGCGCCCUUCAGGCUGAGGUGA